UUCGGAGGCUCGUCCUGCGUCGUACGCUCCCCCCCCUCCCUACCCCGGUCCCCGGCUCCCUCUUUCCCCCUCCCUUCUCUCGCCUCUCCCCCCGCCCUUGGUAGCCGCCGGGAUCCCGUGAAGCUGACGAGGCCACAGGGAAGGUUUUUUUUCCCCCCACCCUGUCAAUUUAUUAUUCUUUUGAAGAUUCUUCGUUGUCAAGCCGCCAAAGUGGAGAGUGCGAUUGCAGAAGGGGGUGCUUCUCGUUUCAGUGCUUCUUCAGGCGGAGGAGGUAGUAGGGGUGCACCUCAGCACUAUCCCAAGACUGCCAGCAACAGCGAGUUCCUGGGGAAAACCCCAGGGCAAAACGCUCAGAAAUGGAUUCCUUCACGAAGCACUAGACGAGAUGACGACUCCGCAAAUGACAAAGAACGACAUGAUGCAAUCUUCAGGAAAGUAAGAGGCAUACUAAAUAAACUUACUCCUGAAAAGUUUGACAAGCUAUGCCUUGAGCUCCUCAAUGUGGGUGUAGAGUCUAAGCUCAUCCUAAAAGGGAUCAUACUGCUGAUCGUAGACAAAGCCCUUGAAGAGCCAAAGUAUAGCUCCCUGUAUGCUCAACUAUGUCUGCGGCUGGCAGAAGAUGCACCCAACUUUGAUGGCCCAUCAGCAGAGUGUCAUCCAGGACAGAAGCAAAGCACAACAUUCAGACGCCUCCUAAUUUCUAAACUUCAAGAUGAAUUUGAAAACCGCACCAGAAAUGUUGAUAUCUAUGAUAAGCGUGAUGGCCCCCUCCUCCCGGAGGAGGAGGAACAGAGAGCUAUUGCCAAGAUCAAGAUGCUGGGGAACAUCAAAUUCAUUGGAGAACUUGGCAAGCUUGAUCUUAUUCAUGAAUCUAUCCUUCAUAAGUGCAUCAAAACACUUUUGGAAAAGAAGAAGAGAGUCCAACUCAAGGAUAUGGGGGAGGAUUUGGAGUGCCUCUGUCAGAUAAUGAGGACAGUGGGACCUAGACUAGACCAUGCAAAAGCCAAGUCCUUAAUGGAUCAGUACUUUGCCCGUAUGCGCUCCUUGAUGUUAAGUAAGGAAUUGCCAGCAAGGAUUCGUUUCCUGCUGCAGAACUAUCUAUAUGAAUUGACUAAGAUUCUAAAUCUGUCUUUGAAGGAUCUGGGAGUCUUUAUUCCUGCUCCUAUGGCUCAAGGGAUGAGAAGCGACUUCUUUCUGGAGGGACCGUUUAUGCCACCCAGGAUGAAACUUGACAGGGACCCACUUGGAGGGCUUGCUGAUAUGUUUGGACAAAUGCCAGGUAGCGGAAUUGGUACUGGUCCAGGAGUUAUUCAGGAUAGAUUUUCACCAACCAUGGGACGUCAUCGUUCAAAUCAACUUUUCAAUGGCCAUGGGGGACACCUCAUUCCGCCUGCUCAAUCCCAGUUUGGAGAUCUAGGCAAAUCUUUUUUGAAAAAUCAGGGGCAAAGCCAGCUCUACCAUAACCAGAAUCAGGGACUGUUAUCCCAGCAACAAGGACAGUCGAAGGAUAUGCCACCUCGGUUUUCUAAGAAAGGACAGCUUAAUGCAGAUGAGAUUAGCCUGAGACCUGCUCAAUCUUUUCUAAUGAAUAAGAACCAAGUGCCAAAGCUUCAGCCCCAAAUAACUAUGAUUCCUCCCAGUGCACAACCACCACGCACUCAGACACCACCUUUGGGACAGCCUCCUCAGCUUGGUCUCAAAACAAAUCCACCACUUAUUCAAGAGAAGCCUGCAAAGAUCAGUAAAAAGCCGCCACCUUCUAAGGAAGAAUUGCUUAAACUCACUGAAGCUGUUGUGACUGACUAUCUGAACAAUGGAAAUGCAAAUGAUGCUAUCAAUGGUGUGAGAGAAAUGAGGGCUCCAAAGCCCUUCCUACCUGAGAUGUUGAGCAAAGUAAUCAUUCAAUCCCUAGACCGAUCAGAUGAAGAUAAAGAGAAAGCAAGUGCUUUGAUCAGCUUACUGAAACAGGAAGGAAUAGCCACUAGUGACAACUUCAUGCAGGCAUUCCUGAAUGUAUUGGACCAGUGUCCCAAACUGGAGGUAGACAUCCCUUUGGUGAAAUCCUACUUAGCACAGUUUGCAGCCCGUGCCAUUAUUUCAGAACUGGUGAGCAUUUCAGAACUGGCUCAACCACUGGAGAGUGGCACCCAUUUCCCCCUCUUCUUGCUUUGCCUUCAGCAGUUAGCUAAGUUACAAGACCGGGAAUGGCUAACUGAACUCUUCCAACAAAGCAAAGUCAACAUGCAGAAGAUGUUGCCAGAAAUUGAUCAGAAUAAGGAUCGUAUGCUGGAGAUCUUGGAAGGGAAAGGACUGAGUUUCUUGUUCCCACUUCUGAAACUGGAGAAGGAACUGUUAAAGCAAAUAAAGUUGGAUCCAUCCCCUCAAGCCAUCUAUAAAUGGAUUAAAGACAACAUUUCACCCAAACUUCAUGUAGAUAAGGGAUUUGUGAAUAUUUUGAUGACAAGUUUCUUGCAGUAUAUUUCAAGUGAAGUGAGCCCGCCUAAUGAUGAACCAGAUUCUUCAUCUGCUCCUUCUAAAGAGCAGUUAGAACAGGAAAAACAACUGCUUCUUUCCUUCAAGCCAGUAAUGCAGAAGUUUCUUCAUGACCAUGUUGAUCUACAAGUGAGUGCUCUGUAUGCACUUCAGGUGCACUGCUACAACAACAACUUUCCAAAAGGCAUGUUACUGCGCUUUUUUGUUCAUUUCUAUGACAUGGAAAUUAUUGAAGAGGAAGCCUUUUUGGCAUGGAAAGAGGAUAUUACUCAAGAGUUUCCAGGGAAAGGCAAAGCUUUAUUCCAGGUAAACCAGUGGCUAACCUGGCUGGAAACUGCUGAAGAGGAAGAAUCUGAAGAAGAUGCUGACUAAAGAACCAGCCAAAGCCUUAAAUUUGUGCAAACACUGUUGCUAUGAUGUAACUGCAUUUGACCUAACCACUGCGAAAAUUCAUUCCGCUGUAAUGUUUCACAAUAUUUAAAGCAGAAGCAUGUCAAUAGGAUGUUCUUCUGCAUAAGGUUUUUGUAGUAUGUCUUAAUCAUAGUCUACCAUAAAAUAUUUUAGAGUAUCUUUAAUGUUUAGAUAACAGUGUAUUAGCAGCAUGCAAUAAUUACAUCAUAAGUUCUCAAGCAGAAGCAGUCUAUUGCAAGGGUUUUCUUUGCUGCCAGUUAUCAUAGGCUGUUAAGUUAGAAAACUGAAUAGCAACACUGAAUACUGUAGAAAUGCACUUUGCUCAGUGUAAUACUUGAGUCGUUGCAAUAUUUGAUUAUCCAUUUGGUUGUUACAGAGAAUCCUUAACUGUAAUCGAUGGUUGUUGCCGUAAUAGUAUAUUGCCUGUAAUUCUACCUCUAGUAAUGGGCUUUAUGUGCUAGAUUUUAAUAUCCUUGAGCCUGGGCAAGUGCACAAGUCUUUUUAAAAGAAACAUGGUUUACUUGCACAAAAACUGAUCAGUUUGGAAAGGUGGUUAAAUGCCCUUGGAAGUGGUUUUUGUGGGUGUGAAACAUAAAAUGGUGAGAAAUUGAAUUGGUCCCUCUUAUUAUAGUAUUGAAAUUAAGUCUACUUAAUUUAUCAAGACAUGUUCAUGCCCUGAUUUUAUAUACUUGUAUCUAUCAAUAAACAUUGUGAUACUUGA
Chrysemys picta bellii (western painted turtle) is the source of this 3625-nucleotide messenger RNA. The record is from RefSeq and is a predicted model, not a curated record. Lineage: Eukaryota; Metazoa; Chordata; Testudines; Emydidae.